Messenger RNA from Triticum aestivum (bread wheat), 693 nucleotides. RefSeq lists its product as uncharacterized. The transcript has 2 exons. The coding region runs from base 157 to 693 and encodes 178 amino acids. The record is from RefSeq and is a predicted model, not a curated record. Lineage: Eukaryota; Viridiplantae; Streptophyta; Magnoliopsida; Poales; Poaceae.
CUAGCACUGACAGUGUGGUCAAGGAAGAUGCGGACGUGAACAAGGUUGUACCACUUGUGCAAGACGAAGAUAACAAUUGCCCAGGUAAGAUAGUAGGUCCAUCUUCAGAAGAAUGGUUUGCAAUUAGACUAUUUUGUUUUUGCAAAAUGUGAAUGGAUGAUCAUAUAUGAUAACACAUCUUGGGGCUUGUUUCUGGUAGCUGAUGCUGGUUUAAUGGAUGUUGUUCUGGAGGAGAUCAACGCGAUGCAUGUACAUGCCUCUCAGGCAGCAUCAUGCGAUGUUAGGGCACGCACAAGCAUCCCAUUGGUAAAACAAGAAGGUGUUGGAGAUGGUGAUGUGCAGGGGCCUGAUGAUGUGGUUGUGCGCACGGUGGAGCGGAUAGAUGACGUGCAUCUAGAUGAUCAACUUGCUCGGCAACUUGAAGCAGAGCUGGAUGCGGAAUAUGAGAUGGAGAUAGCAUCCCGUGCACCGGCUGCGAGUGCGACGACGGGUUUGGUUCACGAGGUUAUUGACAUCUCUGAUGAUGAAAGCAAUGAUGAAAUUGAUAUGGAAGAAUGGUCUGAUGAUCCUGAGCACGCUAAGUUGUCUGAGACAGACAGAAAGCUGAGGGAGCAAGAGCUGCAAGAUCCAGAUGUCACGAAAAUGUAUCAAGAAAUGUAUGAUAAAAAUGAUGGUCCGUGGGAAGAAGACUGA